Molecule: messenger RNA, 2275 nt
Organism: Pyricularia oryzae 70-15
Lineage: Eukaryota; Fungi; Ascomycota; Sordariomycetes; Magnaporthales; Pyriculariaceae
Product: NIF domain-containing protein
Exons: 2
Coding region: 360-1817 (485 amino acids)
Molecular function (GO): phosphoprotein phosphatase activity
Source: RefSeq, a predicted model, not a curated record
GUUUGCUUGGCACAGCUGCAAUUUAUUCACUUUAUCGGGCAUUGUUAACGCGCACUAAACAAUCUCCGAGCAGAGAAGAAGCGCUUUCCAGAUUUUACGAUUGAAUUCUGCCUGCGCUCGCUGAAGCCUUUUUUAAUCCUGCUUUUAAUCUGCUUAUAUGAUUUUGACCUCAAUUGUUUCUCAAGACCCGUACCCCUCUUUAGACCAGGUCAGGGUCAAUUCAAGUGGUCACCAGGCAUACAUAGAACAUUCAAGACUAAUUCUAGCAUUAGACAACUGAUUCUUCUCAGUCUUCAGGCCACUUGACCCCGAUCUAUUUACCCAGUCUCACUCCAUCGCGAGCAGGCACAAGAUAAUAGAUGCGAUAUGUGGGGAUUUGCAAGUUUGCAACGCUCCAUAGUACAAUACCGGCAAGUGCCUGGGCCAGGCGCCUAGGUCGUUCUCCUCACGGCUUUUUACCUUACGUAAAGGCUACUGUACCGGCCGUUCACCUAGCCCACACCCGCCCAGUAACUGGGUUCAUCUUCGCUACAGUUAAUAGACGGGCGCCGGAGCUGUAUCCGCCCGUUGUGCAUCCCAAGGCAGAGACUGAGGCAGGGGUAAAGGGUCGGGGCAAAGGAAAGAAAAAGAAGGCCAAUCAGAUGGCCAAGUCCAAGGCCAAAAAGGAGGCAAAUGCUCACAGCCAACCUGCUGCUUGUGUUUCCGUCGGAGCCUUCAUUGGCGGGAAAUCUAAAUCCAAGGUGGGAAAACUCUCAAAGAAACAAAGGAAAAGAGUUGCCGCCGCCGCCGCCGCCAUGCCUUCACAAAUGCAGGCCGACUCUACUGGACCUCAUGGGACAUCCUCCCAAGGCUCAGCUCUCUCAGAGUCCGCUCAGCCUUAUCCAGCCUCGGCUUGGAACAAUGGCACGUUGCGUAUGGGUGGGGGAAACUUUGAGGUUGAUCAGAACGGGUUUCCUACGGACGCCUCCAGCCCAUUUCCAGGACUCAACCCACCGACGGGCAACUUUGGAACUCUUGGUUUCAACCCACUGGCACCUCCUUUCACACAGCAACUCCCUCGGGGAUUACCCCGAGGCCGUGGAGGCUCACACCAGACGCCCAUUUCAACGAGAAAUGAAAGGAGACAGAAGAACCAUGGCAAACAUGACCAGCAGAAGAUAACUCUGCCGCCCUCGGCCGCAUCGGGCGGUGUCCCAAAUCCCACCCCGGAGUACCUGAAUCUCGCUUCCGAGAAGCCAAUCCGCCUCGAAAGCCCCAAGCCGAUAUUGAUCGUCCUGGACCUCAACGGCACCCUCCUCUUCCGCCCUUCCCGGAAUCCACAGGCCUUCGUCGCCCGACCGCACGCUCUGACCUUCCUCAACUACCUCCUCUCGCGCUUCUGGGUCGCCGUCUGGUCCUCGGCCCAACCAGCCAACGUCGGCGCCAUGAUCGACAACCUGAUCAAGGACAAGGAGCAGCGGGACCGUCUCGUCGCCAUCUGGGGCAGGGACAGGUUUGGGCUCAGCAGCCACGACUACGCUCAGCGCGUCCAGGUCUACAAGCGGCUCACCCGACUGUGGGUGGAUCCAGACGUUGCCGCCUCGCAUCCCGGCAUUGCCCAGGGCGAGCGCUGGGACCAGAGCAACACCAUCCUCGUCGACGACUCAACCGAGAAGGCUCGUAGCGAGCCGCACAACCUCGUCCGCGUGCCCGAGUUUGUCGGCGACCUCAAUGAAUCCCCCGAGGUUCUACCCCAGGUUCACGACUACCUCAACGAGCUCAGCUUCCAGAGGAAUGUCAGUAGUUAUAUGCGUGCCACACCUUUUGUCAUGCAGUGAAGGAGUGGGCCGAGAAAGUAAUUCUGGAAUUUCAGUCUCGUUCAACCCUCUUUCGCAUUAAAGGUUAAUACGAGGGGAGCUAUUGUUUCUAGGACAUUUCCAUCGUCUACCCAUAUUUUCUUUGUUUUUUGGGCGGAUGCAACGAUAUGCACUGGGCUUACCGCUCCGAAGACUUGAACCUUGAGGCUGAGAGAUCGAGUGUACUGCAAGAGCCGUCAUCUGGAGUGGUUGAUACAAGCGGGGAUGCUAUCAUUUACCUUGAAGACGUUGCUUGCAUGCUCGCAAGAAUUAGGUGUACCAUUUCUCACAAGGACUUGAGGAAGAACUCAUUAGAAUUUGAAAACAGAAAACAUCAUCACUGGGGACUGCAUCACUGAUUACUCUGUUGGCGAAAGAUCGUGACAUAGCAAAGGUAUCUACCGAAAAUGAUAACAACGCUAGUAUGCCCUUACACCACA